Molecule: messenger RNA, 1878 nt
Organism: Podospora pseudocomata
Lineage: Eukaryota; Fungi; Ascomycota; Sordariomycetes; Sordariales; Podosporaceae
Exons: 3
Coding region: 1-1878 (625 amino acids)
Molecular function (GO): SUMO-ubiquitin ligase activity
Source: RefSeq, a predicted model, not a curated record
AUGCCAUUGCCCCCCUUUUUGUGUGUCUUUGUGGCCUUCCACUACGUGCUUUCCAGUCCAGGUGCUCACAUCAUAAGCUCUCGGGGUGGAGUUUGUGGUAAUAUCCUAGCCGUCUGUCAUUGCCGCCUUUUCCUACUACCAUCUUCAUGUUGCUUCAGGCAGCUUCAUUAUCUCUAUAUACUUUUCCCCCCGUCGUGGCUCGUCUCUCGCUUUUCCUUUGCUGCUGCAGCAAUCAUGGCCAACAACUUUUUUGACUCGGGCUUUGACGAGUUCCUUGGAGAGCUUGCGAAUUUUACACUUCCCUUCCCAGGUCUGCCUUUACCAGCACCCUCUGCUGCGAGCAACCGCCGGCAGCACACAUCUCAGCCAGCCCUAGGACGCCCGGCAUCCGUCUCCUUCGAGCUCCCCAGACUCCCUGCCUUCGGAGCCGUGUGGCCGGUGCCAUCAGCACCCCCGCCGGCCCUUCCUCCCCUUCCCGCCCUCCCCGGGGCCUCGUCGUGGUCUGCAGCGCAGCAGUGGCAACCACCACGACAGCCUGCACAAGCCGGAGCUCGUCCUGGCGCCGCUGCAUCAUUUAUUUCCAGACCCACUUUUUCACUUUUACACGGCGCCCCCCACCCUCCGACGCCGAUGCCGUCAACGGCUCCGGUUACCACUUCUCUCCCUGGGCCCUUCUUUCAUCAACCAUCAACAACAAUCGGCUCAACCUCACCCUCAGCCUCAGCCCAAUCCGGUCCUGCGAAUCUGCCACAGCCACGGCGCGCCACUGUCAACAACCCCUCCCAAUUCCUCCCUUCUUCAUCUCGUCCCGCUAAUCCACUCCACAAUACCGUGAAUACCCCGAGAACAAUCACCCCAACCCCACCUGUGCACCAGCGCGAACCAAACAGCGACGACUUCUAUCUGAACCAACUCACCCCCGAUUUUUCCACCCCUUCUCUCGAAUCAGACAGCGACCGCUUUUACCUCGACCAACUCUCUCGUGAUUUUUCCAGCCCAUCGCUCCCUUCCACCUCUGCUACUCUACAAAGGUCGGCCACGAGGAGCAAUAAUCCCGGCACCAACAACGCAUUCAGCCAGACACUCCACAGGAUUCUUCCCCCUCCAGCGCCACCCGCUGGCCUGAGAGCUCCCCCGCCACCUUCGACAAGAUCCACGCCAACCUCGAACACCAACGAAGAAUCCAGCGACUCCGACUCGGCCUACACCAUGCCAGCGUCAUCGCGACCAGUGCGUCGUCGCUCUGGGCAAGCUGACCGCCUCACGCUCCCUCAUGUCCCUCGCGUCUCGGGUGCCUCAUCCUCUUCCGGCGCCGCUACCGCCAAUCAGUCACAAGCAAAUUCAUCAAAGUCACAGCUGAGCCAUGCUCGGACAGCACCGCAAACAACGCCGAGGAGAGCGAGCAAUGGCUCGAUAUCUGCGGCAGGGUCCGGCACAAAGCGCAAACGCGAGGCGUUUGAGAGCGAUGACGAUGAUCUGUUUGGAGACAACGACCUAGAGGUUGUUGACUUGGUGGACAAGGACGUGGCUGACCUGACGUCGGAAGAGAAGGAGAAGGAGGAGGACAGGAAGAAGAAUUGGGUCAAGCUGUCGCAGUUUCAGUGUGUCAUUUGCAUGGAUGAUGUCACGGAUUUGACGGUCACCUAUUGCGGUCAUCUCUUUUGCAGCGAGUGCCUACAUUCAGCCCUGCAAAUAACACCCCACAAGCGGAUCUGCCCGAUUUGCAGGCAGAAAAUCGAGAACAAGAAUGCGAGCGGGAAGUUUGGGCCUAAGAGCAAGGGGUAUUAUCCUCUGGAGAUUAAGUUGAUGACGAAGAAGAGUUUGGGGAAGAAGGUGGCGGUGGCUGCUGCUGCUGGUAGAAAUACCGGCGAGCACUGA